GAGUGGGGAGCCAGUGUGUCGGGGGGCCGCGCCGGCUAUUGCCACGGAGUGCGGACUCUGCUCCACACACCUAUCUUCAACCCCACAUUGGUGUCACCUACACUGCUGUGGAUGGCGUGAAACAAUCCUUUAAUGACUCCAUCUGUGUCACCAUGCCCCGGGACUCCUUCUUCUUCAAUGUGAUGGAUGUCGCCCAGAAGAGAGACCCCAAAAGAUUCAGCUUCAUGUACACAUUGAGUGUGUGGGGCGCGUACAUCACCUCCGUGCAGGGGCUGGAGGCCCAUCCCGAAGACAGCACCUACUGGCAGCUCCUGAACUAUGGCAUCCCAUUGACACUAGGUGCUGCGUGCUACGCCGUCUCCCAUGGGGAGAGGCUGGAGGUCAGGUUCUCCAAGUACAAGCUCCAGGGCACUGGCCAGCCUGAGGACAAGGGGUGCUCAUGAAGGUGAAACUUGUCCUGGCCUUUCUACUGUGAGGGAUGCCAGG
This is a messenger RNA of Malaclemys terrapin pileata, 486 nucleotides long. Its product is annotated as transcobalamin-1-like. Gene Ontology annotation, biological process: cobalamin transport. Bases 153 to 443 code for a protein of 96 amino acids. Gene Ontology annotation, molecular function: cobalamin binding. The transcript has 4 exons. The record is from RefSeq and is a predicted model, not a curated record. Lineage: Eukaryota; Metazoa; Chordata; Testudines; Emydidae.